AUGAAUUACCAGCAACAACCACAAUAUCAGGAUCCUAAUGCCCAAUAUGGCUAUCCACCACCUCAACAGUAUCCUCAGCAAGGCUACAACCAAGGUUAUGCUGGACAACAACAACAAAUGUACGCUCAGCAGCAACCACCUCAAACAGUCAUCGUUGAGAAGGAAAAGAAGGACCGUGGAUGUCUGACCACUUGGUAUGACUUUAGUCGUCUAUGA
This is a messenger RNA of Glarea lozoyensis ATCC 20868, 216 nucleotides long. RefSeq lists its product as uncharacterized. The record is from RefSeq and is a predicted model, not a curated record. NCBI's taxonomy places the organism in Eukaryota, Fungi, Ascomycota, Leotiomycetes, Helotiales, Helotiaceae. Bases 1 to 216 code for a protein of 71 amino acids. The transcript has 3 exons.